CGUCGGCAACUAGGAAAAACAGUUAGCUAAGCUUGUCUUCACAGAUGGUAGUGUAGAGGGUAGGUAUUAUUAUAGUGCGAAAUAGUAACAACGGCAGCAGUAUUAAUGACUCUGCUCACAUAACUCUUUAUACAGUGUCCAUUUAUACAUUUUUAAAGAUUAGAAGCGCAUUUCCUUCGAGUUUUGGUGCGUUAAAUGGAGGAGAAGAAGGAAGACGGAGACUCGGAGAUACAGGAACACGGACCCGAGCACUGGUUCUCAAAAUGGGAGCGGCAGUGUUUGGCCGAAGCGGAGCAAAGGGAGCCGAGCGAAGAGGAGGCCGACAACGACCAGGAUAAACUGUGGCAUCUCUUCCAGAACUCCGCCACCGCUGUGGCACAGUUAUACAAAGACAGAGUAUGCCAUCAGCAGGGCCUGUCAUUGUGGGUGCCAUUUCAGAAUGCUGCUACAGCAGUUACCAACCUCUACAAAGAGAGCGUGGAGGCCCACCAGAGAAGCUUCGAUCGGGGCAUCCAAAUAGGCCACCAACGCCGUAAUAAGGACAUGUUGGCCUGGGUGAAAAAGCGCCGGAGAACCAUCCGUAGGGAGGAUCUUAUCAGCUUUCUGUGCGGCAAAGCACCACCACACAGAAGUAGCAGGGCCAACCCCCGGCUGGCCAUGGUGGCCCCCAGUCGGGCUAAUUCACCAGCUGAGACAGGCUCAUCUGUGGAAGCAGACCUCCAGCCUUUCAGGGAGGCCAUAGCACUGCAUGGUCUAAGUGGAGCCAUGGCAAGUAUCAGUGUGCGCUCUGGUGCUCCAGGUUCUCCCACACAUGUGAGCGGGAGCAGCAGUAACGGAGGCGGUGCUGGUGGAGGUGGUUCUUCUGGCUCUGGGCCGGUGUGCCGCAGCAGCAGGCGCAACGGCCUCCAAGACGUCGACCUGAACACUUUCAUCUCAGAGGAGAUGGCACUGCAUCUGGACUCUACAGGCUCUGCCUCUGCGGGAGGGGGAGGAACCAGGAAACGAAACUCCACCCAGUGUAGUGAUGUCAUCACAGACUCCCCUACGCACAAACGCAACAGGAUGAUCUGAUCUGCUGCCUGCCUAUGUGUAUGAGGGGGUGGGGGGAAGCCUUCAAAGCCAAGGCUAGGAGAGGGGGAUGGAUGGGCUUAUGUGGGACAGCUGUGCAGACCGACAGGCAGACGUUCAGAUGCCUGGCUGUGCAGAAGAACCCGGGCUGAAAAUGAAAACGGGGACUAAAGGUUCUCAGUUCAGUCUAAUCAGAUGUUGGAUGAAUUCUUUUCCUUGUCUCCUUUCCUGACACUAUACUAUAACUACAAAUCACUGCUCUGCAAUCAGAACACUUUGUGCGAGUGUGUGUGUGUGUGUUUGUUUGUGUGUGUGUGUGUGUGAGAGAGACUGGGAGGUCCAGACAACACCACGCACUCCUCAGACAUCGCUGCCGUGGAAAGGAGACAACGAAGGAACCAACUUAUUGUGGGUUGCAGACAGUUCUCAAGGGGGUGAAAAUGCACUGUGCUGCUUUACAAGUAAAAGCCACUUGAUCCUCGACACAUUUGUGCCCUUCCCUCCCUUAACCUCACUCAUCCUCACCCACCACCUUAAUAAGGAAGUGAGGGCCAUGAUCAAAUCGUCUCACUCAGUGAACUGAGUUGCUCGCCAAAUGUUGGACACAGCUCUGUCAGAGGCUCAACCUCUGCGUCACACAACCCACCUGUUCUUUCUGUUACUUCAUCACUGCAGCUCUUAGUUGAUGUUGCCUGUCUGUCAGUGGUGGAGCUAAAUCACCCAGUAGGAGCACAUCUUUAGCAUCAUCCUGCCUCACCUGCCACUUGUAACCAGUUACGUUUCUCUGGUUACCAGGCUGACAGCAUGUAACUACCAAUAGCAGGCUACUGAUGUUUGGACAUUUAGACCUAAUUCUCUGCUAACUACUCUGCUUCAGCAUUGGCUUGGUUUAGUCCAGCCAGUCGCCUUUUUGUUUUUAAACCACCAGUGUUAAAAUUCUUGGUUUGUUGCCACUGUUUGCCACAGUGAUAGCCAAGUUAAUUUUGCAUUCUUCUCCACCUUUUUUUUGUUGUUGUUGUUCAGGAUAAUGGAAAGGAAAAAAAAUUCUUUAUCAUAUACAGCUUCUCAGACAGCGUGUUUGCUGCCUGUGAUGCCCCCACCCCACCCCACCCCCA
This is a messenger RNA of Lates calcarifer (barramundi perch), 2183 nucleotides long. RefSeq names its product HUWE1 associated protein modifying stress responses a (gene hapstr1a). Lineage: Eukaryota; Metazoa; Chordata; Actinopteri; Centropomidae. The record is from RefSeq and is a predicted model, not a curated record. Bases 196 to 1071 code for a protein of 291 amino acids. The transcript is spliced from 5 exons.